Molecule: messenger RNA, 603 nt
Organism: Fusarium pseudograminearum CS3096
Lineage: Eukaryota; Fungi; Ascomycota; Sordariomycetes; Hypocreales; Nectriaceae
Exons: 4
Coding region: 1-603 (200 amino acids)
Source: RefSeq, a predicted model, not a curated record
AUGCCUCGCCGACUGGCAGAACAAAUUUCCAAAUGCCGACGUAAGACCCCGACGAAGAGACAGCGCUCAAGCUCGGCAGCAUCAACGCCAAAUACACAGAAGGGGCACAAAAUUGAGGCAAGUUUCCGAGGAUCGACGAAACCUACGACUCCAAAGCCCAAUGGCAUGACGGCAGACCCAGAUACCAUCACCAAAGCAGUCACCGAUAUGCAGAAGAAAAAGGACGACGAGCUGGUAACCAAGUUCGCCGACAUGAUGAAGAAAAGGGAUAUGUGUGAGGGCAUUGGAGUCAUAAUGCUCAAAAAAAAACAAGAACUAGACGACCUGAAACGAGAACAACAGGCGCUGAGGGAGAAGGACAGGGAGUACGACGCAUUGUCCAACGGCGACGACGAACACAAAAUGAACCCCAGACUCAGGACUACUUAUUGUUAUGGCCUAAGACUUAGGAGGCCAACUUUUCUGCUCUCCAUUAGCCCAGCCAGCACACUGAAGAACAACACGACGCGUGAAGGGGCAUCAACGCGCCAUAGACAGAAAAAGGGGACAAAUAGGGAACACCGCGACAUGAACACAAAAAUGGAGACAGGGAAAGAAACGUAG